ACAAGUGACCAAAACAAGCGGAACGCCUGCGCCGACACGGGCGACCCGAGGAUCUGGAACAGGAGGAAACAAAGUUUGUCCCGGUUCAGAGGAGAAAGGCGAAUGGAGCGACGAGCCGCGGAGUGAGCUCACAGCGGGGACACAGCUGGGCUGCCAGGCAUACUGUUAGUGGUGGUUGACAAUGGACGUCGACAGUGGGAACAAGAAGAUGACCUCUUGCCUCACAGGCAGCUUCUCGUCCGAAACCCAGAAACCAGCCCCACCCAGAGGCACAGGCUGCAGCUGGCUGGUGGUGGUAGCAGCUGUAGCGGCCUCCCUCAGUGGCCUGAUGCUGGGCUAUGAAAUGGGCCUGACCUCCGGCGUCCUGCUGCAGCUACGCGGACUCCUCUCCCUCUCCUGCCGGGAACAGGAACUGCUGGUCAGCUCCCACCUGCUUGGCGCCCUCCUCAUGUGCCUCGCCGGAGGUCCUGUUCUGGAUCGCUACGGCCGCCGCUGCUCUUUGCUGCUGAGCGCCGCCCUGGUGGUGGCGGGGACUGUUCUGCUCAUUGCUGUCAUGUCGCUUGUCGCGCUCACUCUGGGCCGAGUGAUCGUCGGCAUGGGGACAGCGCUGUCGGGGACAGCGGCGUGUCUGUACAUUGCAGAGAUCUCUCCGAGGGAGAGGAGGGGUCUGCUGGUGACGCUAUAUGAGCUGCUGUUGGUUGUGGGUGUAAUGCUGGGAUUCAGCUGCAGCUACGCCUUCGCCACUCUGCCCCACGGCUGGGUGUAUACGUUUGGACUCGUGAUCCCCCCAGCACUGCUGCAAAUAGGUGCACUUUUGUUCCUCCCAUGCAGCCCACGCUUCCUAGUCACUCGUGGCAAAGUGGAGCAGGCCAAGACAGUGCUGGCCAGACUGAGGGGUGGAGCUAAGGAGCAGGUAGAGGCGGAGCUCAUGGACAUCCAGACUGGACUAAAACAGGAAUCGGAGCACAGCGUCUUUGAGUUGUUCAGUUCCAAGGCCAACCUACGUUCACGGGUACUAAUAGGUGUGGCUUUAGUUUUCCUCCAGCAGGCUACUGGUCAGCCUAACAUCCUCUCCUAUGCUUCACCACUCCUGCGCAGCGUUGGCUUCAACAGUGAUGCUGCAGCAACCUUGGCGUCCACAGGUUUCGGAGUGGUCAAAGUAGUCGCCACCAUCCCCGCUGUGUUGCUGGUCGACCGCGUGGGAACUAAAAGCUUUUUGUGCGUGGGCGCCCUUGCAAUGGGAAUCUCGCUGGCUGUGCUCGGUACACUAACGCUACAAAGCCACACGCACCUCACCAGUCUGUGUAAAAGUCACACUGUACCAAACGACACGCACACCCCGUGGGAUUUAAACUGGACCUCUGCAGACUUGGGCAACGGUGACAUUUUUUCUACUCGCCUCCCCGGCCACUGGAACAGUGAAGAGCCACAGAAGACUAACGUAGAGGAUGACAGGAUCGGGGAGUCUGGGGGAGGAAGUACUCAAGUAGAGGUGUCUCCCUCUCUGAAGUGGGCAUCAUUGAUCAGCUUGCUGGUGUAUGUGGCAGCUUUCUCCAUUGGCCUCGGGCCAAUGGUGUACGUGGUUCUCAGUGAGAUCUUUCCAAUGGGAGUCCGAGGCCGAGCUGUGUCUGUGGUGUCGGCUGUAAACUGGGCCACGAACCUGCUCAUCUCCAUGACCUUCCUCACACUCACUGAAAAGAUUGGUGUUCCCAAUGUGAUGUUCCUCUACUCCGCCAUGAGCUUUGUUCUCCUGGUGUUUGUCAUCCUCUGUGUCCCUGAAACCAAAGGUCGCACGCUGGAGGAGAUAUCCAAAGAACUGGCCAAGAAGAAGCAUUGCCCGGGGGGUCUCUGCAGGCAGCAUCAGCCUCAGGAGAGUCUGAUCAGUGACAUCACAACCCGGGAGAUGCCAGUGGACAUCUGAGUCCUCUAUCUAGCUGUCCAGCCCAGUCAAGAGCAAGCAUCAAGAAGUAGUGCUGUGCAGAAUUUAGUGUAUAACUCGUACAUCUCACUCACAUCUUUACGUGCCUGCAGCCAGUUCUUAUUGUGAUGUCUCGGACAUAUGCAUGUAGUAAAUUCUAGCUACAGAGGUGAAGGAAGAAAACAUAAAUGAUGAACAGCAGAGGAUCAAAUAAUGGAGAAUUGAUUUACUCAAAUGAGGGUAGCUCAGCUCAGGGUUCACGCUUGCUUCCUAAAAAUCCACAGAUGGGGGGAAAUAAGUUUGCAGCAUAUGCACGCUGCCUGUUUAGCAAACCAGAUCAGAGUCACCUGUUGCAUACGCUGAAAUAUAAAAUGAUAAAAGGUUAACAACCGGGAUUGGAUGGGAGAUAGUAUAAUAUACAUAUAUGCAAUAAGAUUUUUAUUGCUUAAAAAUGAUUGUAAAAAAUGAAUAAUGUUGCAAUGCAGAGAGGGACAUUUUCCACAUUUGCCUCAGGAUUGAAAUUAGCCCAGAGCAGAUGAAACCCAUUGGAUUCAUGGUGAAUGUAUACGACUGCAGUCUUUAAGUCAUGUGAAUGUUUUUUUCUCACCUGACAUCACGAUAUUUAUUGCACUAAAUUUGUUGCAAUAUCAACACUAUUCACCUCAAGUGGCAGAAUAUUUAACACCGUUUGGUUAUUUCCGGAGUAAGGAUUAGAUGUAGUUUCUGCAACAUGACUGUAUUUACAUACUGCUUCAUGUGAAGAAGUAACACCAGUAUAGUUUACAAGUCAGCAUGGCUGACUUGUAAAAUGUGUGUGUGUGUGGCCACAUUAGUCUCAGGAAGUGCUCCGUCUCUCGUUCAUAUUUUAUGGGAACAAGACAACGGUAAUCAACGGUAAUGAAUGAACACGACCAGCUCCAGUUUGACAGCUGAAUCCUGAUAGAAGAAAUCAAGAAAAAAUAUAUCCAAACCCAUUAGGUCUAAAGGGUUAAUAAUUUAUCGAUUACAGUUUUAGUGUGAGAAAGUUUUUUUAGUUUUUUUUUUAACCUUUGUCAGUGAUGCCAAAAUUAUACUUAGUCGAUUAACAAGUUGAAUGUUCUACUGCAAGAAAAUAAUAAUGUGUGAACCUUUUUCACAUUUAACAAUUUGUACAUUUUUAAUCUGUACUGUGAAUGUAGGUGUAUUUGAAAAAUGUAUCCCAUUCAAACCAUCAUAUGGGGUAUCCUGUUGAAAGUGGUGAAUACAAACUGUAAUGAGGACAAAGAAGUGCAAA
Molecule: messenger RNA, 3191 nt
Organism: Scophthalmus maximus (turbot)
Lineage: Eukaryota; Metazoa; Chordata; Actinopteri; Pleuronectiformes; Scophthalmidae
Gene: slc2a12
Product: solute carrier family 2 member 12
Exons: 6
Coding region: 182-1921 (579 amino acids)
Biological process (GO): transmembrane transport
Cellular component (GO): membrane
Molecular function (GO): transmembrane transporter activity
Source: RefSeq, a predicted model, not a curated record